Messenger RNA from Cinclus cinclus, 1938 nucleotides. It is a transcript of the gene RUFY3, whose product is annotated as RUN and FYVE domain containing 3. The record is from RefSeq and is a predicted model, not a curated record. Lineage: Eukaryota; Metazoa; Chordata; Aves; Passeriformes; Cinclidae. Gene Ontology annotation, cellular component: cytoplasm. The transcript has 18 exons. Gene Ontology annotation, molecular function: metal ion binding. Bases 1 to 1887 code for a protein of 628 amino acids. Gene Ontology annotation, biological process: regulation of axonogenesis.
AUGUCUGCUCUGACGCCUCAAAGCGACAUGCCAACCCCCACCACAGACAAGAUCACUCAGGCUGCCAUGGAGACCAUCUAUCUUUGCAAAUUCCGCGUGUCCAUGGAUGGAGAGUGGCUGUGCUUGCGCGAGCUGGAUGACAUCUCGCUGACACCCGACCCCGAGCCGACCCACGAAGACCCGAAUUACCUCAUGGCUAACGAGCGCAUGAACCUGAUGAACAUGGCCAAGCUGAGCAUCAAGGGGCUCAUCGAGUCCGCGCUCAACCUGGGCCGCACGCUGGACUCGGACUAUGCCCCUCUGCAGCAGUUCUUCGUGGUGAUGGAGCACUGCCUCAAGCACGGCCUCAAAGCUAAAAAGACUUUUCUUGGGCAAAAUAAGUCGUUUUGGGGACCUCUAGAAUUAGUAGAAAAACUUGUUCCUGAAGCUGCUGAGAUUACAGCAAGUGUUAAGGACCUCCCAGGGCUGAAGACACCUGUGGGCAGAGGACGAGCUUGGCUUCGUCUCGCUCUGAUGCAGAAGAAACUUUCAGAGUACAUGAAAGCCUUGAUUAAUAGAAAGGAUCUUCUCAGUGAGUUUUACGAGCCCAACGCACUGAUGAUGGAAGAGGAGGGUGCCAUCAUUGCUGGCCUCCUCGUAGGUCUGAACGUCAUCGAUGCCAACUUCUGCAUGAAGGGAGAGGACCUGGACUCCCAGGUUGGAGUUAUCGAUUUCUCCAUGUAUUUGAAAGAUGGGAACAGCACGAAGGGCAGCGAAGGAGAUGGUCAGAUAACUGCCAUUUUGGACCAGAAGAACUAUGUAGAAGAACUCAAUAGACAUCUAAGUGCUACAGUGAACAACCUGCAGGCCAAGGUGGAUGCCUUGGAGAAAUCCAACACAAAGCUGACCGAGGAGCUUGCAGUUGCCAACAACAGGAUCAUUACACUGCAGGAAGAGAUGGAGCGGGUUAAGGAAGAGAGCUCCUACAUCCUGGAGUCCAGUCGUAAGGUUGGUGCCACCAAGGACAGAACUGCUGAUGGGCAGGCACUGACUGAGGCACGGAAGCAGCUGAAGGAGGAGACUCAGCUGCGCCUGGAUGUGGAGAAGGAGCUGGAGGCGCAGAUCGGGAUGCGGCAGGAGAUGGAGCUGGCCAUGAAGAUGCUGGAGAAGGAUGUCUGUGAAAAGCAGGAUGCACUGGUGGCACUCAGACAGCAGCUGGAUGAUCUCAGAGCUCUAAAGCAUGAACUGUCUUUCAAGCUGCAGACUUCAGACAUGGGAGUGAAACAGAAGAGUGAAUUAAACAGCCGCUUGGAAGAAAAAACAAAUCAGAUGGCUGCCACCAUCAAACAGCUGGAACAAAGAUUGCGACAGGCAGAGAAGGAGCGGCAGCUGGCCCAGCAGGACAACCGGCUCUUCAAGCAGGAGUUUGGGGACAAAAUCAACAGCCUCCAGCUGCAAGUGGAAGAGCUCUCCAGGCAGCGGAGCCACCUAGAACUGGAGCUAAGGCGGGAAAGAGACAGAUGGUCUCAAAGUCACCAGCGCUGCCAAGAAAGCAAAAAAGGCCCAAAGAAUUGGCUCAGACAGGAUGGGAAGCCCAAAACACAGGAAGAAAAUGCUAAACUGAAGGAGCCGCUGAGAGGGAACAGUGUCCUGCCACACAGGUCACCCAGUGGCACGCAGGAAGAGCAGGAGCAGCUGCCGGGGCCUGGGCAUGCCGAGAUCUGCCAGCUCUGCCAGGAGGAGGCCAGCCGGAGCCAAAGAAAGAACAUUUGCAAGAACUGCGGGGGCACCUUCUGUGAAGCCUGCUCGGUGCACGAGCUGCCCCUCCCGUCCAGCAUCAACCCCGAGCGCGUCUGCAACCCCUGCCACCAGCGGCUCAUCCAGCAGUAUUCCAGCAGCCCCUUGUAGGGAAACGGGUGGCACAGAGGUGACCAACAGCAGUUGGAGCUGAAGGUGUUG